Talaromyces atroroseus is the source of this 5325-nucleotide messenger RNA. RefSeq lists its product as hypothetical. The transcript is spliced from 2 exons. The record is from RefSeq and is a predicted model, not a curated record. Gene Ontology annotation, molecular function: guanyl-nucleotide exchange factor activity. Lineage: Eukaryota; Fungi; Ascomycota; Eurotiomycetes; Eurotiales; Trichocomaceae. The coding region runs from base 1 to 5325 and encodes 1774 amino acids.
AUGUCUCAUUACCAGCCUGGCCAUCAGGCAUACUACGCACAGAACAAUACUGUUAACGGAUCCCCGCAGCGUGUACAGUACACCAACGCCUACUCUCCCCAGCUAGACCAGACACCUUCGCUGAGGCGAACGCCUAGCUUUGUUGCCGGGGAUGACUCGCUGUACACUCCCGUCUCAUCAAAUGAGACCAUGCAGGGGAGUCAAGCGGCCGGAGCUGCUUACAAUACCUUUGCAAGCACACCGCAGGCAAACCUAGGCUCGAGACACUCUCAGUUCUCCGUUGGGAGUUCGCAGCGAUCCGACCCCAGCCGUGCCUCGUCCCAUGGAUCGUCGGCGACAUCCACAUACCAGACACAGCCGUAUUCGUCCUCUAUGCAAGCCUCGACUCAAUCGAACAUGGCCUACAAUCCACAGCAAUAUGCACGUCCUCAUUCUCUUUCUCAGCCGCCCUCGAUGUCCUACAAUCCUCAAGCAUAUACCGUUGUCAAUCAAAACUAUCAGACUUACAAUCCAGCUGCUUAUCAGCCAAACUCUGGGCCAACCUAUGCUACAUCAAACCUCCCGCGUCAACAGAUGGCAAUCUCCACACGUUAUUAUGCGCAACCAGCCACCUAUGGGAUGCCUUCCCCUCAAUCGCAGCCACCAGCGCCGCCUCCUCGUGGUACGGAUCAUCCUUACGGGCCGCGUCCUCCUCAGCAUUCGGACACUUCUCCCAAUUCAAGUUAUGGAUAUUCGUUCGGCGGCCAGACCUCGCCCUCAUUGACUUACCGUUCAUCAUUACAUCACGCUGGACAGUCCCCGCCAAUUCAUGGAACUAGCCAGUCCUAUGCAAGCUCGAGUCCGCACUCUGUCCCAUCCCGUCAGACCUCUCACGCGUCACAGGCAUCGUCAUAUUUUCCACCUCCGUCUUCUGAGCCUCCAGCUCCGCCCGCCCAUCAGCCUCUCGGCGACUAUACUUACGGCAAACGUACAAGUAUAUCGGGGCCCUCGUUGAGGGCAUCGGAGUCAUCUCCAACGUAUCAAUCGCCGCAGUCGUCUUCUCCUCGAAGGACGGACACCCUCACAAGACACCCUCAAUCUCGACCUCUUCCUGGUCCGCCACCGCCGGAUGCCGAGGAUAUUGCUCCUCGCAAUGGCGCUGGAAAUACAUAUGAGGAUUUAAUGAAGGAAGUGGAAGCCGCUGUUCAAGGGAGUUCCCAAAAUAUGGGUUAUAAUGGAGGCGGGCAAAUGUCGCCUCUGGAACGACAAAAUUCUGCGGGGGGUAUGCUUCGUCCAUUGUUUAGUGAUGGGGUCGCGCUACCACGCCUGAGUCCUGAUGAACAUCAUACGCACAGCAAUGGCAGCGUAGCAACUGGUACUGGACAGUAUGUGAACUAUGACGCGUAUAGUGAUGAGAGCGAUGCGGAGGCUGCUGCUGGACUAGCAAUGAUGCAAAUGGCAGAAGAAGAAGAAAAAGCUGAAGCCCAGCGGCAACGAAGCAGAGGCGACACAAUGAGCUCUUUGUUUCCGACAUAUGGCUCGCAGGCAUCUACUGGGCUUCAGAUAUCUCAAGUUGCUCAACAAGAGUCGGCCAGUGACAGUGACUAUGCCCAUUAUGACUUGGCCUUGUAUGGAGGGGGUUAUGAAGGUCAAAUGCAUUAUGGCGAUGUUUCUACUUUGAACUCCGCGACAAAGUCUGCCGCGACGUCGGGAUAUCCGCCGGGUAAUGAAGAUGCUACAACCGCGUUCCAUUUCACCACUCCGGCGCGGGUUGAUACCGGGGGCACAGGUGGCCUAGCAGAACCUAGUGCGAUGGGACGGCGUAUGAGCUUCGACUAUGGUGACGAAGACGCUGAUCCUGUUCUAAGCAUGCCGGAUGGCGAUAUCCCCUCUGGGAGCCAAAGCCCAGAAAAUCCAGAACUAAUGGACCUCUUCUACCAUCCCGGAAUGCGCCCACUUCCACCAGCUCCUGUUGAGCCAGUUAAUAAUGCAAAUGUUCUGCCACAUCUGAUUCCUGCAGGAACUUAUCAUACCACGCAGUAUGAUGAGCAGGAUAACCAUGAUCAGUAUAGACCUCUUCCACAACCUACUUCUUCAGACUUGUCCGGACUAUCACUGCCAAAUCCUAAUCAAGUUCCGCGGUCGACAUCUAUGUCGAGUCAUAGCAACACUCCUCGUACUGACGCGCCUAUUAGAUCCAAAACCGAUGCGGAUCGGGUAAAGUAUAAGCAACAGCAGGACUUUCUGCGACAACAAGCGCCAGAUCCCAUCAGCACCCUAAGUUUCAACGCCUCACCAGAGCCAUCUGCCAUGGCUCUUGACUUGCCUACAAUACCGGCCGUUAGACGGAAGAAGUUCAAUCCAGCUAAAUUAUCUUCAGAGCAAUUUCGCAAGUGCUCGGAGCCCUGGGCCUUGAGUGCAAUCGUGGCGUGGGUUAAGGACUUGAGUGAAGAUGAGACCGAUCUCAAAGAAUCAGCCGUUGUCAAUGCUAUUGUCGCUUUAUUUACACAUAAAGUCCCAACGAUGAACACUGCUGAUGCAGAGACACUAGGUUCUUCCGUGGUCAAGAGCAUGCUUAAUGAAGGCGCACUGAUAAUCGACGAGGAAUGGGUCAAAUUCAGUAACAAGACCUUGUCUGGUGUGCUGUUUCAGAUUACAGGCAGUGGGUGUUAUUCCUCACGCCUUCAUUCUCAGGAAACGGAGAUAUUAGGCCGCUGCUAUUCUCACCAUUGCAUGAGGACUCUGAAAAAGAUCAAUCUCCGAGCCCAAGCAAUGGAACCCCAGAAGAAGGCUCAAGAUUGGGUAACUUUUUACAACGUCCCCAAAGAAGUAUGGGAGGCCUACCCACGCAAGGAGAUUGACCGUCAAAACAAUCUCCAUGAGAUCGUUACUACUGAAGACUCCUUCAUAGGACAAUUGGAUGUGCUGCGAGAACUUUAUCGUGAUCAAUUAGCUCACAUGCACCCUGCGAUCAUUAGCCCAAAGCGCCAGGAGAAAUUUCUACGGGAUGUCUUUGGUAAAGUUGAUGCUGUCAAAAAGGUUAACGAAGAUUAUCUCUUAGGACAGCUUAAGUACCGGCAAAAGGAACAAGGUCCAUUUAUUGCUGGCUUCAGUGAUAUCUUCAGAGAAUGGAUACGGAAAGCUAAAGGGGUUUAUGUGGACUACGCAGCGACGUUCCCCAAUGCUAAUUAUCUAGUUCGAAAGGAGGCUGAACGUAACACCCUCUUUCGUCAAUUUUUGAACCAAGCUCGUGAGAAUAAGCUGUCUAAUCGCUUGAGUUGGGAUACAUAUCUUAAGGCUCCUAUCACCCGCAUCCAGCGCUACACUUUGCUCUUGUCUACCGUGCACAAGAAUAUGCCCAAGGACUCGGAGGAAAAGACCAAUCUUGCACUAGCCAUUGAAGAAAUCAAGGCUGUGGCAUUGGAGUGCGACAAUAAGGUUGGGGAAAUGUCGAAGAAGGUCAAUCUCAUGGAGCUUGCUUCAAAGCUUCAACUCAGACCAGGAAUGAGCAAGGAGGUUGAGCUGAAUCUGGAGCAUCUGGGACGGGAGAUUAUCUUUCAAGGCGAUCUUCAGCGUCCUGGUACUCGAACAAGGUUCAAUCUGGUGGAUAUGCAUGCCAUCCUCUUUGACCAUUACCUUGUAUUGGCCAAAACACUGCAGAUUCGCGACGCGACCAAAUCCGGCAAGUUCGAAGUCUACGAUGUUUCCAAAUUGCCUAUUCCUAUGGACCUUCUAGUCUUGGAAAGCACGAACGAUGACCCAGUGGUCAAAUCCUCGGUGAAGGGCAUCUCAACACUGGCGCCUCCAACAGCGGCGGCUGCAGCACGGGGAGCUGGCCCAGGGACUCUCACACACGCAAACAGCUCUAAUUCUACUGGUUCAACCUCACUUGAGGGCUCCAAGGAUGACAAAAUUUUGUACCCUUUCAAAGUCAAGCAUUUAGGCAAGGUGCCUACCUAUACACUAUUUGCACCAUCAAUGCAGAACAGACAAGAUUGGUGCCGCAAGAUUCUCGAGGCUAAGACUAGACACGCUGCCUCGCUUUUUGCACAGAAUGCGGAACCCUUCCGCCUACGUGUCCUGGCUGACGCCGCUUUUGCCUAUUCCGAGGCGCCCGGAAGCAAGACAGUCAUGAUCAAAGGAACCCCCCUAGAUCGUGCCAUCAAGGACGUCGAAAAGAAGUAUGCGAGCAUAGGAAUUCGGCCUAACCCAAUUUGUAGAGCCGCAGUCAACUGUGCUACAGUGUUUCAGCAACCCGGCGGCCAAUUGAUAUGUGCUAUUGGCACCGACUUUGGAGUCUUUAUAUCGCGGUAUGACGAUCCACGAGGCUGGGAAAGAGCCAUCACAAUCAGUCGAGUCACGCAAAUUGCGGUCUUUGAAGACUUCAAUUUGAUGUUGUUGAUCGCAGACAAAUCUCUUCUGGCGUACCAUCUGGAUGUAGUCUGCCCGGUCAGUGGUAAACCCUCUCAAACAUCUCAACACGACUCUGCACGUCGAGCACCGCAAAAGGUAUCAGGAACUCGUGAGGUUGGCUUCUUCUCUGUGGGCAGAAUGAAAGACCGUGUCCUUGUAUUCUACAAAAAGCGAGACGGCAUUUCAUCAACUUUCAAGGUGAUUGAGCCGGUCCUACACAAAUCAGCCUCAACCCGCGCCCGCUUUCAUCUAGGUCGUCGUGGCCAGACGGAAUUCUUCCGCGAGUACGACGAAUUCUAUAUCCCUGCCGAGAGCUACAAUAUUAAUCUCUUCCAUUCCUCGCUAGCGAUAUCAACGCAACGCGGUGUUGAAGUUCUGACACUUGACAAAAAACAGCCAUGGUCUCUACCUAACCUCAGCUCGGCAGCACCGGAGGCGCAGCCUUAUUUGACCAGUAUUGGAAACCGUAUCAAAGACUUACGACCACUGGGUAUGUUCCGACUGAGCGAUGGCGAGUUCUUGCUGGCAUAUAGUGAAUGCGCGGUCUACGUCAACCAGCUUGGCGAUGUGUCUCGAAGUGUUGUCAUGGAAUUUGUUGGGCGAGCGCACACCGCCUGUCUCUAUGGCAAAUUCCUAAUCUUGCUGAAUGACGACUUUGUUGAGGUUCGCAAUGCCGAGAAUGGUCGCUUGAGACAAGUCAUACCAGGGCGUAACGUGGUAUGUCUCGAUGACGGCGGCAACAUGGAGGCAACUGGGGACACUGCCUCGCAAGAAAGCAAUUUCGCCAAACAUGCUGCUGUUAAUGGCCAGGCCUUUUCCACUAGUGACCUCGCCCGCAACGGCCGCACUGUGAAGAUCUGCAUGCAACACCCGGAGUACGAGCGCAGCCAAAUUGUGGUGGAACUCAUCGAAAACGAAGGACAGAAAGAAUAG